This is a messenger RNA of Crotalus tigris (Tiger rattlesnake), 4200 nucleotides long. It is a transcript of the gene LTBP3, whose product is annotated as latent transforming growth factor beta binding protein 3. The transcript is spliced from 27 exons. Lineage: Eukaryota; Metazoa; Chordata; Lepidosauria; Squamata; Viperidae. The coding region runs from base 88 to 3753 and encodes 1221 amino acids. The record is from RefSeq and is a predicted model, not a curated record. Gene Ontology annotation, molecular function: calcium ion binding.
AGAAGCGGCCGCCACUGCCGCCGCCGCCGCCUCCUCCUCCACCUCCCUCCUUGCCUGCCUCCGGCCGGGGCGGCGCGGGAUGCCAAGAUGCCCCCGGCGGGCGCGGCCGGGCUGCUGCUGGCGCUGCUGCUGGCGCUGGGGCCGCGGGCGCUGCGGGGCUGGCCGGGCCGGGGAGGGUCGGCCGGCUCGGGCCCCUCGGAGCGGGCGGCGCUGGCGCGGGAGCGCUUCAAGGUGGUCUUCGCGCCGCUCAUCUGCGAGCGGACCUGCCAGAAGGGCCGCUGCCGGGACAGCUGCAAGCCGGGCAGCAACAUGACGCUCAUCGGCGAGAACGGCCACGCCAUGGACACGCUGACCGGCUCCGGGUUCCGCGUGGUGGUCUGUCCUUUGCCUUGCAUGAAUGGCGGGCAAUGCACAUCUGGCAACCACUGUCUGUGCCCGCCAGAAUUCACCGGCCGCUUCUGCCAGGUGCCCGUGAACCGCCAGGGGCAGCAGGCGCGGGCCUCUAGCGAUGGGGCCGCCGCGGAGACGGGCUCCAGCAAGCACGCCAUUUACGCUGUCCAGGUCAUCUCGGAUCAUCACAGUGACAGCCCCGCGGGUCCGGGUUCGAAAGGCACCGUGAGCCACUCCGCUUUUAUGGUGCCCCUGGGCCAUCACUCCUCCGAAGUUCAGAUGCACCAGCCGCUGGUCAAUGUCCGGGUCCAUCAUCCGCCGGACGCCUCCGUGAAGGUCCACCGGAUCGACAGCCUCAGCUCGGAGGGGAGUGGGCCAGGGGGAGCCCACCAUCUCAUCCAGCACCCGGCUCCGAAAGCGGCCUACACUCGUCCCCCCGCCCAGAAACCCUUAGGGCGCUGUUUUCAAGAGACGCUGCCCAAGCAGUCGUGUGGGAGCAACCCGCUUCCGGGUCUCACGAAGCAGGAAGAUUGCUGUGGCAGCAUCGGCACCUCUUGGGGCCAGACCAAGUGCCACAAAUGCCCCCAUCUGCAAUAUCUGGGUGUGCAAAAGACGAUGGGGAGUGAUUGUCCGCAGGGAUACAAGCGACUUAACAGCACUCACUGCCAGGACAUCAAUGAGUGUGCCAUGCAAGGCGUGUGCCAAGGAGGGGAGUGUUUGAACACCCAAGGAAGCUUCCGUUGCGCCUGUAAACCAGGGCAGGUUUUGGGACCUUCGCGCACCCACUGUGUGCCGGAGAAAGCCGGGGAGAGGAGCCUGUGUUUCCGUCUGGUGAGCCCCGAGCAGCAGUGCCAACAUCCGCUGUCAACCAAGCUGAGCCGGCAGACCUGCUGCUGCAGCGUGGGCAAAGCCUGGGGUGUCCAUUGCGAACGAUGCCCGGCCGACGGAACGGCAGCGUUCAGAGAAAUCUGCCCUGCGGGGAGGGGCUACCACAUUCAGACCUUGCACCAAACGCUGACCAUCCAAGGAGAGAGUGAAUUCCUACUCCAGAUCCACCCGGACGCUACUAGUGAUGCGCCACAACCACGCCCGGAGCCCCCCACCCCUCCCGCCCUGGGCAGCGAUUCACAGGAAGCAGAAGCCGUUACUCCAGCGAUGUUGCCCAAAGACACGACGAUUUCGGAAGAGCAGGGGGUACUUUUCGGCAACACCCCGACUUUGGGUCCUCGGUACCCCGUGGUGAUCACCAAGCCAACUGUCGCAGUCGUGGUGAAGUACCCCGAAGAGGACAGAAUGGAUGAAUUAUACAUGGCCCCAACUCAAGAGACCGAGGUGGACAUGUGCAAAUUAAAUCACAACAUCUGCAGCCAUGGUGAGUGCAUCCCGACGCGGACCGGAUUCUUCUGUCAGUGUUACCAUGGUUACCGGUGGCAUCCUCAGCACGGGUAUUGUGUAGAUAUAAAUGAGUGUGAAUUGGAGCUGUGUGGCCAUGGGAAAGGCGUGUGCAUGAACACCGGCGGGUCGUACAAUUGCCACUGCAACCGAGGCUACCAGCUGAAGGUGCAGAAGGGGGUCCGAUCCUGCUCAGACAUUGAUGAAUGCGCCCGGCCCAACAUCUGCGGAGACGGCGGUUCUUGCAUCAACUUCCCAGGACACUACAAAUGUGACUGCCAUGCGGGCUAUCGGCUGAAGCCCUCCCGGCAGCCGUUGUGUGAGGAUAUUGAUGAAUGUCUUGACCCUGGAACUUGUCCUGAUGGGAGAUGCGAAAAUAAACCUGGGAGUUAUAAAUGUAUCCCCUGCCAGCCAGGCUUCCGGGCCCAAAACGGCAUAUGUUACGAUGUGGACGAAUGCGCUGAGGAUGCUGCCUGCAAACACGGCUGGUGCGAGAACAUGGCCGGCUCCUUCCGCUGCUCCUGCGGUGAAGGCUUCGUGCCUGCCGCUGAUUUCCGCAGCUGCGUUGAUGUCAACGAGUGCCAGAACGGUUCGUUGUGCACCCAUGGGGUUUGUGUAAACACACUGGGGUCUUUCAAGUGCCAGUGUCCGGCUGGUUUCCAGGCAGUGAAGGAUGGGCCUCGCUGCAAAGAUGUGAACGAAUGUGAGUUCCCGGCUGCCUGCAUCGGGGGCGAGUGUGUCAACACGGUGGGGUCUUACCAGUGUCUUUGCCGGACGGGAUACCAGCUGGAGAGGAAUCGAAAAUGCCAAGACAUCGACGAGUGUGCAAGAGAUCCUGACCUCUGCCAGCCACACGGGGUGUGCGAGAACACCGAGGGCUCCUUCGUGUGCGUGUGUGACGAGGGAUUCACGCUGGCCAAAGACCAGCAGAGUUGUGAAGAGGUGCCUCACCACAAAAAAGAGUGUUACCUGAACUUCGAUGACAGCGUGUUUUGCGACAGCGUGCUCGCCACCAACGUGACACGCCAGGAGUGCUGCUGCUCGCUCGGGGCUGGCUGGGGAGAUCACUGUGAGAUCUAUCCGUGUCCCGUUCUCAACUCGAUUGAGUUCCACACUCUGUGCCCGGACGGCAAAGGGUUCAUCCUGGAUGAGACGAUCCUGAAUUACGGCAUCCCGACGCAUCGAGACAUCGACGAAUGCACCCUGUUUGGGGAAGAGAUCUGCAAGGAAGGGAAGUGUGUGAACACGCAGCCGGGCUACGAGUGUUACUGCAAGCAGGGCUUCUACUACGAUGGCAACCUCUUGGAGUGUGUCGAUGUGGACGAGUGUUUGGACGAGUCAAACUGUGUGAAUGGACGCUGCGAGAACACUCGGGGCAGCUUCCGCUGUGCCUGCCCGGCCUCAACCACGUAUGAUCCAGCCCAGAAGAAGUGCGUCCCAGCCAGCAAAACUGACAAAGUGACCGAUCGACGGGACGUCUGCUGGCAACUCCGGGCCGAGGACGGGAUGUGUUCCUCCCCCUUCGGGGGCCAACAGUUGACGUACGAGGAGUGCUGCUGCCACCACGGCAAAGGGUGGGGUUACCACUGCCACGCCUGCCCACCACGCAGCCCAGGUUUCAACUGCCAGUCUGCUCCAAGCGAAAGCAAUUCCUUCUGGGACUUCAGUACCCCUUUUGGGGAGGUGCAUAAAGAUGCCGACAGCUCAGAAGAGGAUUCGGACGAAUGCCGCUGCCUGCACGGGCGCUGCGUCCGCACCCAGCAGGGUUCUGUGUGCGAAUGUCCCACAGGCUUCCAGCUGGACAGCACUCGCACCCGCUGCCUGGAUAUUGACGAGUGCCAGGAGCUAAACCAACGGGGACGGCUUUGCAAAAGCGAACGCUGCGUGAACACCAGCGGUUCCUUCUUCUGUUCCUGCAAGGCGGGCUACACGCGGUCCUGGCCGCGCGGAAUCUGCAUGCCUCAGCGAUAGCGUGUCGUACUGACCACAGCAUGGAAAGACGGGGGACGUGGCCAACUAUGAAUGCCCCACGAAUGGCCGUAGUGAGCACCUUCUUGCUGUCCAUCGUUGGAAACUGGAUCCUGGGCUGGGAGCAACUUUUUUUAGUCUUAAAUUCAGCAAGGCAUUUUAUUAAGGACCUUUUUUUUAAAAAAAAAGUUCUUCCAGCUACUAUGAGGGGCAUUGAUUUUUGCUAUAGAUUUUAUACCUAUUCGCAAUUUCUGUUCCUUUAACCUGCUGGAUUGUUAGGGUUUUGAUUUUUUUUAAAAAAAAAAAAAUAGUUUGCACUUGUUUCUAGAGGAUUCAGAAAUAAAAAGAAACAUUCUUUUGUACAUAACGGACAUUGGUGGAAGGAAAAUAAAAGACGGAAACUUCAAAAUUAAUCUGCUAAUUAAAGAAAACAGGAAAUUGCCAUAUAAA